CAGCCAGCAGCACUGGGCUGUGCACCCCGGUGCUGCUGCCAGGCCCCCCUCCUCCUGCCUUCUCCCAGGGCUGUCCAGGCACUGCUCCAGUACCCACCCAGCCUCCUUACAUGAGACGGACACCAAGAGCUUAAGCUCUACUGUAUAGCCGAACCUCUUCCUGGGCGUAAGAUGAUUCUGUAGACCUGUCAUGUCACACACUGUGCUGAGAUCAGAGACACGUUCUGCUAAAUGUAACAUGAACACAGUAUUCCAAUAAAUUAACAGACUAUCCAUAUGAGCAAGAUGAUUCGGAAGAUAACCUAUAGCCUAAGAAAACGUGUGUCUGCUGUGGCAUGUGGGACCACUCAAGUGAGAAGAUUUCUGCAUGGUGCUUAUUUCAGGAUUCAUCCCUCCAUACAGGAAGCCCUGAUGGAGGAGAGACCAGUCGUAGCCUUGGAAAGCACCAUCAUUACACAUGGCAUGGCCUAUCCUCAGAACCUGAGUAUGGCCAGAAAGGUGGAAGAAAUUGUAACAGCAAAUGGAGCAGUGCCAGCCACUGUGGGUAUUUUAAGGGGUCGAAUCCAUGUGGGACUCACAGAUGAGGAACUUGAGUCGUUGGCAAGCAGUAAAAACGUAGUUAAAGUUUCUCGGAGAGAUCUUCCUUUCGUCCUUAGCCAGGGCUUGUCCGGUGGCACCACCGUGUCUGGAACAAUGAUUGCCGCACACAAAGCAGGAAUUCCUGUGUUUGUGACGGGUGGCAUAGGAGGCGUCCAUCGGGGAGGAGAAAACACUCUGGAUGUGAGUGCUGACUUGACAGAGCUAGGACGAACUCCAGUUGCUGUUGUAUCUGCAGGAGUCAAGUCUAUCCUUGAUAUUGGCAGGACGCUGGAAUAUCUGGAGACUCAGGGAGUCUGCGUGGCUGCCUUCGGAGAGUCAAGGGAGUUCCCAGCCUUCUUCUCACGCCAGAGUGGCUUCCAGGCACCAUAUCAUGUCCGGAAUGAAGAGGAGGCAGCUGAGCUCAUUGCCAGUGCUCUGGGGCUAGGCUUGAGCAGUGGCGUGCUGAUAGCAGUGCCCUGUCCCCAGGAGCGAGCUGCCUCAGGCCAGGUCAUUGAAGAGGCCAUCCAGCAAGCACUCAGCGAAGCCAGGUCCAAAGGGAUAACAGGCAAAGAACUGACUCCUUUUAUGUUACAGAAGCUCAAUGAAUUAACUGAUGGGAAAUCGCUGGACUCCAACCUUGCUCUGAUCCAGAACAAUGCCAGAGUGGGCAGCUGCAUUGCAGUGGCCCUGAACAAACUACAGAAAGCCAGAAGGAAAGGAAACUUGCCUCAUCGAGAGAACACAAAUCCAGCUCAGCCAGUGGUGAUUGGAGGUAUCAACGUUGACUUUAUAGCCAAGGCGCGGAACCCUGUCAUCGUGGGUGGUGGGCAAACGAACGCUGGAAGAGUGAGACGAACCUUUGGCGGUGUUGGAAGAAACUUGGCAGGUGCCUACUGCUUGGGUUUGUUGGUGGACUGCUUAAGCCGUCUUGGACAGACUCCUCUCCUUUUAUCAGCGAUGGGGAAGGAUGAACAUUCAGAGUCCAUCCUGCAUUACUGUCACCACAUGGACAUGAGUGCUGUCCUUCAGCUGGAGGGGAAGAGCACAGCCACUUACUGUGCGGUGAUCACUACUACUGGAGAGCUCAGCGUCGGCUUGGGAGAUAUGGACAUCCACCAGCAGAUAACAGAGCAAUAUGUGUCCCAGUUCAAGCAGAACCUGUGCCAGGCUCCGCUAAUUUGCAUUGAUGGAAAUGUGCCUCUUCCCACCAUUCAGUAUGUCUGCCAACUGGCUAGAGAGCAUCAGCUAGCAGUGUGCUAUGAGCCAACAGAUGAGAACAAGGCCUCUAAGCCAUUCCUCUCAGACAGCUGGAAAGCGCUCACAUACAUUUCCCCCAACCUGCAAGAGCUAAAAGCGAUAAAUCGGACCCUCAGGAAUCCUCUGCCAGCAGAGCUGCCAUCCAGGUUGGAGGAUCUUGUUCAGACUGCAGUGGCCUUGGCCCGCCCUUUGCUGGCCCAUCUGUGUUGUGUGAUGGUGACCCUCGGUGCUCACGGUGUCCUCCUGUGUGGCAAGAGCCUGGGAGGGAGCAUCUCCCUCUGUCCAGGAGCUCACAAACAGGCUGACGCUGCCAGCCUCUGUGCCACCCACUACCCUGCCAUCCACAUCAACAGGGAGGAGAUAGUCAAUGUCUCGGGAGCCGGUGACAGCUUAAUGGCAGGAAUCCUUGCAGGCAUCCUUGCUGAACACGACACAGAUACCUGUGUCCGGAUGGGUCUGCUUGCUGCAAGUUUGUCUCUCCGUUCCUAUGAGCCCAUUUCCCCAGAAAUCAGCACUUCCAGUGUCAGCCAGGAGGAAGUCAAGAGCAGGAGCUGGCCAGAGAUGAAGAUAUGGAAGAUGGACUAGAGCAGCAUGGCUUUCUCAUCUAUUACAUCCUUGCACUCCUAGCAUUGUUGUUUCCAGGAACUGGGCCAUGUUUUGAGCUUUGAGCUUGAAAGCUGGCUGCUGAGCAGAGGACUUAGACUUUUGGCACAUGCUCCCUUUCAGGAGGCGAUGUAUCAGUUGAGUACAUUUCAUGACAACUUGUGUUGCACUGUUCACAUGUAUGUUUGUCUGCUGUUGUUUCCUUUCCUGUUUUUUGUUAUUUGGUGAGUUACAGCAACCACAGCUUGGUUGUCCUGCCUACUGCCUGUUGAUAGUAUAUCUGACCCCCAUCCCUGUCUAAUGGGAGUAUUCAUCUGUUUUGGUCUUGUGUAAACCCUCGGGAAGGAGGCUUCAACCCAGGGAAUGACUUCUUUUUAAAGAAAAACUGGUUCCUGGUCUUUCAGAACUCCUCCUUGUCUAAACGUCCAGUCCUUCUAGAUCUUCUUCUGAGAGAAUUUUUCCCCCCUCCACCUUUUCUAACUAUUGUCCUUUAUCACAGUAGUUUCUCCGUCAUUGACUUCUAGAUCUUCAGGACCAUGUCUCUUCAGGUGGGGCCAGCAGCAACAUCCUCUCUUGCUGACAUGAUGCUGUAGGACAGGCUUAUCAGUCUUCCCAAGUGAGACAGCACUUUCUUGCUCUGAAGUCCAAUGCCCCUGGAGAGAGCAGGCAAGACUAAUCAAAGAGCAGUAACAAGUGGCCAGCUGGUGCCUUUAGAAGACAACUGCACCUUGUUCCACAUGUCUUCCUCUGAACUUGGGGCUUCCUUCCUCCUCAGCCCAGCAUGUUGAGUCUGAUGCAAAAUAGAAUAAGCUCCUCUCGCCAUACCUCCAUCACUAACCUCUUGGCAAACCACUGCAUGCCUGACAGAGAAAACUUCCCAUGCUUGGCUGGCUGGAGAGGAGCACUGGUGGGCAUGCGAACCUAACAGGGCACCCUGUGCUGGGACCAAAAUAUUUGGUCACAACUUCCCUUCCCUCCAGAACAAGAAGUUUCCUGAUACAGUCACAGAAGCUCAGGCUAGGGAUAUUGUUUCUAGGCAGGAGGGGAAGCACAGACCUUGUUUACAAGUGGCCAUGCGAGCUAUGUAGCUCAAAUGACUCUGAGAAGUUCACAGUGAGUCCAGAGCAAAGACAGGAACAGAGUAGAGCUUCCUUGACCCUGUCCGUGCUACAGCUGCAGAUUUAUCCCUCUGCAGCAUCAUAUUAGCAAGGAUGUCUACACUUAGAUCAGUUUUAUACAAAAAAAUUCUGGUCCAUAGCCUUUAGAAAAUUAACUCAUGUAGUAGGCUUAGCUACAGAAAUCAGCUUCCUGCUCUUCAGUUGCGUAACUUAUCUCCCAGAGAUACCUCUUCUAGCUAUCUUCCAGCCCCUGAGUGACUAAACUUGAUGGCUCCACCUGUGGGUUGGUUUUUUUUUUGUGUUACUCAGAACAAUUGGUGGCUGUCAGGGGAGUAACAAGGAAUGGCAGUGGGUGAGUGGCAGGAGACCUAUGUGGGUCUCACAGAGAUGCUUUCUUGCUCAAGGCUGCUGAGCCAUUCCCACAUCAGAUGCAAGAAGGCCACUGAUGGUGUGAACUCAUCCCUGGUCCACAGUGGGUUGCCCACUGUGCAAUGACAAACACCAAAAGGAUAUCUGGGGGAGCAAAGGACAGAGAGGGUCCAGCACAGGCUUCAGAGAGAAUGUCUGUGGAAAAGCCUCCUUCUCCCUUACAGCCUUGCACCAGCUGUGGUGUCCAAAUUCAUCAUCACAAUGGCCAUGCAUGAAAAUGGCUGUGCGCUGCUAAUACAUCUUUGCUGUCUACACAGAAAAUAAUAGCAGCAGCUGUGUAGAAAUCAGCUCUCCGGUCUCCUGCCUUCCUUUCGCUCACACCCAGGGAGUGGGCUGGCAACUCACUCUACCCUCCAGAGUCCUACCUCCCACCAGGAGCACACAGAGCAGCAGGCAGGUCCACAGGCACUUUUCAUGCUGGAAAUCUGGCCUCAGAGCAGCCAGAGGUGGUGCAGUGGUGUGACUGCUGACUGUCCUAUCCAGCGAUUUUGUUCAGACCUAUCCACUGGCUAGAAACCAUAACUGCGUCCUACCCAAAUGCCAUGUCCAAGCCAGCGUUGUCAGCCCUUCCUCAGCAGCAAUACAGAAGAAUUUUGAAUGAAAAGCAUUUCUCUCCCAGCCCUGUGCGUGUGCAAACAUUGUCCUUUGGUGGAUGAGGUGACAGAACUCAGUAAAAAGACCCUGAGGGGUCACCCACACCAUUGGUAAGGGGGUGCUGAUAGGGAGGUUGUGACAUAGCGAGGGUGCCAUCCCUUCUCCAUCCAAGAGAAAAGGCAAAUACAGGUAAGUAUUAGGCAGCAAGGGCAUCUCCCAUGGAAGUAAUGAGGAAAAGUUAUAUCCUUUCUCCCAGCACAUGAUGUG
Messenger RNA from Cuculus canorus (common cuckoo), 4847 nucleotides. RefSeq lists its product as uncharacterized. The transcript has 20 exons. Gene Ontology annotation, molecular function: pseudouridylate synthase activity; kinase activity. Bases 277 to 2421 code for a protein of 714 amino acids. Lineage: Eukaryota; Metazoa; Chordata; Aves; Cuculiformes; Cuculidae. The record is from RefSeq and is a predicted model, not a curated record.